This is a messenger RNA of Helianthus annuus (common sunflower), 1802 nucleotides long. RefSeq names its product fluoride export protein 1. The transcript has 7 exons. The record is from RefSeq and is a predicted model, not a curated record. Lineage: Eukaryota; Viridiplantae; Streptophyta; Magnoliopsida; Asterales; Asteraceae. Gene Ontology annotation, biological process: fluoride transmembrane transport. Gene Ontology annotation, molecular function: fluoride transmembrane transporter activity. The coding region runs from base 181 to 1512 and encodes 443 amino acids. Gene Ontology annotation, cellular component: membrane.
UUUCAUGUGCAAAAGCCAAUGAGAGCCGCAUUAAUCAUGUGGCUCAUGAAAUUAUCAGAAAAAGACGAAUAAAGCUCCAGCACCAAUCACUAAUCCACACAUCUUCGCCGCCGGUAGAACCCCAUCGGAAUUUCUUCAAUAUCUUAUCUUUUUAAGUAGGAAAAAGGCUGUCAAAGUAAAAUGGAUCAUGGGCUGAAUGAAUCAGAACCAAUAAAAAGUGGAUCUUUCGGUCAUAUUAGCAGUACAAAUUCGUCCUUCAGAAGGCGAUCAUUUAAUCGAUAUGGAUCAAGCCACCACGAAAUUGACGACGACAGUGUCUCAGAGGCAGGAGAUAUUGGAGAAAGGGCACUAAGUAGUCGAAGGUACAGUGAAAGUGGUCGGUCUAGGUUUUCUUUCGAUAACCCGUUAGAAACUGCGGGUUUACCUAUUCAAGAACAUUCGUUUAAAGAGUCACAGCUUCCGACUGCAUCUCCUACUUCACCGGAUGCAAUACUACUCGGUAAAGACCAAGAUGACGAAUGCAAGAAGGAGUUGCCAUGGUAUUUGACAUAUAUAUCAUCUCGCGUUCAUCUUGCUGUACUUGGCAUUCUUGGGGUAUUGACGCGGUACCUUCUUGAAAAGUUAUUUGGUCCUAAGGUCGUCGGUGCCACAGGCGAUCAUAGCUACAUGUAUAUUGAUCUUCCUCCCAAUAUGGUUGGUUCAUUCUUCAUGGGUUGGUUUGGCGCGGUUUUUAAAGCGGAUAUAUCCAACUUCUCCCCGGAGUUAGCCGUCGGGUUGACAACGGGUUACUUGGGGAGUCUUACCACAUUUAGCGGUUGGAAUCAGAAAAUGCUUGAGCUUAGUGUUGAUGGUCAAUGGGUUUUCGCUAUUCUCGGGUUUUUAUUAGGUUUGUUUCUUGUUGCCUAUUCCUUCAUAUUCGGGGUGGAGACCGCUAAGGGUUUAAAAUGGGCUUUAAACCGAACAAAGCUAAGUUCCAAGUGCGGAUUAUCUCCAAUAAAUGGCGUUACGACUCAAAUUAUAUUGAUAAUUGUGAUGGCAACCAUGCUUGGGGUGUUAUGGGGUGUGAGUGUGACAAUGUUGAAAAAAGACUUUGACGGUGAUAGCAGCACGAGUCACUUGUGGUUCGGUUGUAUUGUCGGACCGGUUGGUGUAUGGAUUAGGUUCUAUUUAGCACGAUUCAACGGUCAAGGCUUAGGAAAAGCACAAAUACUGAAAUGGAUGCCUUUCGGGACGCUAAUGGCCAAUGUAGCUGCCGCUUGUAUCAUGGCAGCCUUUGCAACGAUGAAGAAAUCCGUGAAUGACAAACAUUUUGAUACCGUGGCUACAGGCAUACAGUUCGGUUUUUGUGGUUGUUUGAGUACGGUUUCAACUUUCAUUGCUGAAUUUGAAGCCAUGAGAGCAAGCGCGUACCCUUGGCGAGCGUAUGUUUACACCUUCAUGACUAUGAUCAUCUCGUUUGCUUUAGGCACCCUCAUUUUCUCGGUACCUGUAUGGACCGAAGCCUGGUCAUAGUCUGCUAUUUUGGAUUAGCCGAAGGUAAAACUAAUUGGUUUGAACCUGAGCCGUGGCGGGUUUGAAUCAUGACCCGAGUAACUCUUGACUUGAAGUGAUGCUUUUGAAGUUGUGAGUCGGAUGGAGGCUUAACGGCUAACCAGAUCCGGAUGAACGAGUGUUUGAGAUUGCUUAUUAAAUGAUCCAUUUGUUAAUGUUUAAUACCAUCAAAGAGUUUUGAGUGUAAACAACAUUGUUCAUCUAAAAUAUUUUCCUGAUAUAUAUAAAUGAAAUAGAUAAUUUAAAAUGAA